Danio aesculapii is the source of this 7315-nucleotide messenger RNA. RefSeq names its product RAS p21 protein activator (GTPase activating protein) 1b (gene rasa1b). The record is from RefSeq and is a predicted model, not a curated record. Gene Ontology annotation, biological process: regulation of GTPase activity. Lineage: Eukaryota; Metazoa; Chordata; Actinopteri; Cypriniformes; Danionidae. Gene Ontology annotation, molecular function: protein binding. The transcript has 26 exons. Bases 249 to 3347 code for a protein of 1032 amino acids.
GGGAGUGUUUGAGGUGCGCGAGCCUGCGCGAGACUUCACAACACAACUCUCAACAUGAAACUAUCUAAAAUGAGGAGAAGAUAACAAUGUGAAGACCUAAAUCUUUGUCUUGUGUUAAAAACCAAAACAUCACAUUGAAUAAAAGGCUGAAGUCUCAGAAAAGACAGUAAAGGUGUAUUUGUGAGUUUCAGGGGGGGAAACCCUCCUGAAUUUUCCCAGCUUUUAUUGUCAGCUUCACAAGGUUGACAAUGAUGGCAACCCAGGGUGGAGGCAAGGAGCCUGAUCCCUUUUCAGUGGUGACCCGAAUAACCAGAGGAGACGGGGACAGCCACUUACCAGCCUGUCAUGAUCAAGGGAUACAGAUCUCAGAUCUAGGAUCAGCUUUAUCCAUCCACACCACAGUUUUACCACCUAAGCAGCCUCCCACAGUAACAUAUUCCAUCUUUGGCAAGGAUCCGAGACCUGGAACAGUCAUGCUUGCCUCAAAGGGAGCUGGUGUUAGUGCUGGACAUGUCAUUUUGGGAUCUUUUUCAGGAGUUGGCAGAGGGAUGUCAGAUCCUCAAUAUGAAGGUGCUGUGGGAUGGGUACCGUCCGCAUCCCUGAGUCCUGAAAUGUGCCUGGCAUCAUCUUCAUUUCGUCCACUGAGCAUUGUUGAAGAAGGGGAUACUCUGGAUGUGCAGGAGAUUGGAGAGGAUGAGGAAAUUGUCCUAACCCUCACCGCACCGCCUCCUAAUCAGUGGUAUCAUGGGAAGCUGGACCGGAUGAUCGCAGAGGAGCGUUUGCUUCAGGUUCGAGCGGCCGGCAGCUACCUCAUCAGAGAGAGCGACCGGAGACCCGGAUCAUUCGUGCUGUCUUUCCUAAGCAUGACCAACACAGUCAGUCAUUUCAGGAUCAUCGCAAUGUGUGGAGAUUAUUAUAUCGGAGGCCGUCGUUUCUCCUCUCUGUCGGAUCUGAUUGGUUAUUACAGUUACGUGUCCUGCCUGCUGAAAGGAGAGAAGCUAAUAUCACCAGUUGCCCCUCCAGAGCCUGUUGAAGACCGCAGGAGGGUGCGAGCCAUUCUCCCGUACACCAAAGUGCCUGAAACUGAUGAGAUCAGUUUCUUCAAAGGCGACACUUUUAUAGUUCAUAAUGAACUGGAGGACGGCUGGCUGUGGGUGACCAAUGUCCGGACAGAUGAACAGGGUCUCAUAGUGGAAGAUCUGGUGAAGGAGGUGGGGCGUGAAGAAGAUCCACAUGAGGGGAAAGCCUGGUUUCAUGGCAAGAUCAGCAAGCAAGAGGCUUACAACCUACUGAUGACAGUCGGGCAGGUGGGCAGUUUUUUGGUGCGGCCGUCGGACAGCACGCCUGGAGAUUAUUCACUGUACUUCCGCACCACCGAGACCAUCCAGCGCUUCAAAAUCAGCCCCACACCCAGCAACCAGUUCAUGAUGGGUGGACGCUACUACAACAGUAUUGAUGACAUCAUUGAACACUACAGGAGAGAACAGAUCGUCGAGGGCCACAAUCUUAAAGAUGCUCUAUCUGUGCAACACCAGGAGCAGGUGCUCACUGACAUCGUUGAAGGAAAGGAGAUCUACAACACCAUCCGCCGAAAAACCAAAGAUGCUUUCUAUAAGAACAUUGUGAAGAAAGGCUACGUCCUGUUCAAUAAAGGAAAAGGAAAAAGAUGGAAAAAUCUGUAUUUUAUCCUGGAGGGAAACGAUUCGCAGCUCAUCUACUUUGAGAGUGAGAAACGAGCCACGAAACCAAAGGGUUUGAUCGACCUGAGUGUGUGUUCUGUGUACGAGGUCCAUGACAGCAUGUUUGGCAGGCCAAACUGUUUCCAGAUAGUUGUGCAGCACUUUAGCGAGGAGCAGUGUAUUUUUUAUUUUGCGGGAGAGACGCCGGAACAAGCUCAGGACUGGAUGAAGUGUCUACAGACCUUCUGUAAUAACCUUAGGAAGCCCAUCCAGCCAUGUUCAAACAAACGCCUACGUCAGGUCAGCAGUUUAUUUCUGAACGUCGAAGAGGCUCACAAACUUCCCAGUAAACACUUUACCAAUGCCUACUGCAACAUUUACCUGAACAGCAUUCAGGUGGCAAAAACCCACCCACGGGAAGGCCAGAACCCUGUGUGGACGGAGGAAUUUAUUUUCGAUGACCUGUCCAGCGAGAUCAACAGAUUUGAGAUCAGCCUGAGCAACAAAACCAAGAAAAGCAAAGAGAAUGAUAUUUUGUUCAUGUGCUGCCCGCUGUGUCGUCUUCAGAGGGGUCAAAUCAUCGAUGAGUGGUUUCCUCUGAGUUCCCACGUUCCCCUGAAGAACGUGAUGCCCAGUUCACUGCGGCUGAGGGUUCGAUACUCCGUGGAGAAGAUCAUGCCUGUCGAGGUGUACAGUGAGCUAAAAGAGCUGGUGGUGCUGAAGGAUCUGCAUGUGGUCAGUGCUCUGGCUCAUGUGUGUGGACAGAAGCGCACUCUUCUGGCCAGUGUUCUGCUCCGCAUCUUCAGACACCAGAACCAGGAGGCGCAGCUUCUCCGAGAACUCAACGACCGCGAGAUCUGCGCUGAAGAUGAAGCCACGACUCUGUUUCGCGCUACGACUCUGGCCAGCACUCUGAUGGAGCAGUACAUGAAGGCCACGGCCACACCAUUCGUCCACCACGCACUGAAAGACUCCAUCCUGAAGAUCAUGGACUCCAGACAGUCCUGUGAGCUGAAUCCCUCGAAGCUGGAGAAGAACGAGGAUGUGAAUGUGAAUCUGGCUCAUCUGCUGAGCAUCGUGUCGGAGCUGCUGGAGAAAAUAUUUAUGGCUGCGGAAAUCCUCCCUCCAACUCUCAGGUUCAUUUAUGGGUGUUUACAAAAAGCCGUGGAGCAAAAGUGGCCCAGAAACACCACCAUGAGGACUAGAGUUGUAAGUGGAUUUGUCUUUCUCAGAUUGAUCUGUCCUGCAAUCGUCAACCCAAGAAUUUUUAACAUCAUUGCUGAUCCUCCGUCUCCUGUCGCUUCACGGACGCUCACUUUAGUGGCCAAAGCAGUGCAGAAUCUGGCCAACCUGGUGGAGUUUGGAGCCAAAGAGCCGUACAUGGAGGGAGUGAAUCCGUUUAUCAAGAGCAACAAACACAGAAUGAUCCUGUUUCUGGAUGAGCUCGGGAAUGUGUCGGAGCUGCCGGAGCCCACAGAGCACUUUAACACAGAUGUGGCUCGAGAUCUGGCCGCUCUGCAUCAGCUCUGCGUCACACACCUGGAUGAGCUGCGGACGCUAAGCAAUGAUAGAGGAGCACAGCAGCACGUGUUGAAGAAGCUGCUGGCGGUCUCUGAGCUCCUGCAGCAGACUCAGGGUCAGUACAGCGGGAGCAGCGGCGGACGCUAGAAUUACUGUACACGGAUGACCAAUACUGGAGGAUCUGAUUCAUCUCUUUCAUCUAAUUAAUUGGAUUGAUUGCUUUCAUCUGAUUCAUUUGACUCAUUUGAUUCACUUGAUUCAUUUGAUUAAUUGGAUUGAUCUGAUUGAUCUCUUUUAUCUGAUUCAUUUGACUCGUCUGAUUCAUCUGAAUUCUCUCGUCUACAGUAGGUGUUACAUCAAGAGAAAAUUGAAAUUAUACACAAACCUUACACAUAUAGUAAAAAUAAUGUAUGAGACGUACACUAAAACAUCUGAAAAUGUUAGAAACGAGUUAACGUGAUUGUGGCUGUCAUAAUUCCUGUUGUUUAUCUCAGCAUUCUGAAAUAUGAACUCAUAAUCAUAAUUGAGUAUAAGCUAAACUAUAAACAACUGAAAUUCCCAAUUCUUCAGUUGCAUUAUCAGACUUUUUUUCUGGUAAGUCUUACAGUGUUCAUGUGUUGCGCGUUUAUUAAUGUUUCACGAUUCUGACAUUUUUUACAGAAUUCAUUUCUAUAAAAUAUUUGUCUUCACACGAUUCCUGUUUUAUCUCUCACAGAUGUUUUUAAAUACAAUUAUUUUUGUAACUCAUUAGGAUUAUUAUUAUUUAUUUUAUUAUUUUUAUAGCUCAAAAUUAUGAUUUUAUGAAAAAAAUAUGAUUUAUUUCAUAUUUUUUAUUUCUGAAUUAUGAUUUUCUUUUUUCAUUCGUUCAUUCAUUUUCUUUCCGGCUUAGUCCCUUUAUUAAUUCGGGGUCGCCACAGCGGAAUGAACCGCCAACUUAUCCUGCACAUGUUUUAUAGAGCGGAUGCCUUUCCAGCCGCAACCCAUCUCUGGGAAACAUCCAUACACAUCUCAUUCACACUCAUACACUACGGACAAUUUAGCCUACCCAAUUCCCCUGCACCGCAUGUCUUUGGACUGUUGGGGAAACCGGAGCACCAGGAGGAAACCCAUGCGAACGCAGGGAGAACAUAAACAUGGGCGUCACUGUUGCUCAGUGGGUAGCACAAUCGCCUCACAGCAAGAAGGUCGCUGGUUGGAGUCCCGGCUGUGCCAGAUGGCAUUUCUGUGUGGAGUUUGCAUGCUCUCCCCGUGUUUGGCUUUCUUCCGGGUGCUCCGGUUUCUCCCACAGUCCAAAGACAUGCACUAUAGGGGAAUUGAAUAAGCUAAAUUGGCCGUAGAGAGUGUAUGGGUGUUUCCCAGUUCUGGGUUGCAGCAGGAAAUGCAUCGCUGGAUAAGUUGGCGGUUCAUUCUGCUGUGGUGACCAACAUCCACGUAUACAUCUCUUAAUUCUAACAUUUUUAAAGUCAUUUUUUAAUCUCAUAAUUUUUAUAUCUCAAUUAUUAAGACUUUCCUCAAAAUUCCAAAUUUCUGUCUCACAAUUCUAAUGUUUUUCCUAAAAGUCCUCAAAUGUGCAUCACAAUUAAGACUUGUUUUCAGGAAUUCUUAUCUCACAGUUUCUGGCCUUUUUCCUCAGAAUUAUGAGUGUAUGUCUUGCAGUUGGGACACUUUUCAGAUCACAAUAACAGGGUUUUUGAUCACAAUUAAGUUCCUUUGUUUUUUAAUCUAACAAUUAUAUAUAUAUAAUCUCACAAUUAUGACUUUUCUCACAAUUUAAUCUCAAUUGUUUAUAUCUCAGGAUUAUGAGUUUUUCCCCAAAAAUUCUUGUUUAUAAUUUCAAGAAUAUCAAACAGAGUUUUCCAGUUUAAAUCUCACAAUUAUUAAUUUUCCUCAAAAAAGUAAAUUUUUAGACCUCACAAGUCUAAAAUUCUACGUUUAUUUUAGGAAUGGAUGUUUUUCCUGGUAAUUUUGUUCAUUUCUCAUCAUUAUAGUUUUUGUGUUUUCAAAAUUUCCAGCGUUUAUCUCACAAUUCUGAGUUCAAGUCACAUAAAAACCUUCAGUAUAAUAUAAAAUAUUUAAAAUAAUCAGAAUGUUGGGGUAAAAGUCACAGUCACCUUUAUUUUUCCAUCAGAGGAAACAAAUAUCCAUAACUAGAGAUUUGCAUCCUGCAAUAUCAAACACUAAUGCAGUUUUCCUCUAAAAUCAAACACAUUUUACUGAAUCCUCUGCAACAUUUCAACUUACAGAAAACAUGCUUGAACUGACCAAAUUAUUUCUUUCAUCUGAUUAAUCUGAUUCACUUGAUUCAUCUGCUUAAUUGGAUUUACCUGAAUCAUCUCUUUCAUCUGAUUCAUUUGAUUAAAGCUGCGGUCACACUGGGCUUUUCCUACUAUAGACUUCCAUUCAUACGCACGCGAAUGCGUCAGACCGGAAACACAAGGUCAUGCGUUAAGUUUCGCAGUUUGCUGCGGUGCAAAGUUCAAGCUUGGUGAACUCUGGCCUGCAAAAUCGCAUCACUUGACUGCAUAAGACCAAUCGAGGAUCGAAACACGACCUCUCUGGACAGAAAUUUAAAGCAUGGAGCAAUCACUCGCUUUUUUAAAUGUCUAAUCAUCUUGUUUAAUCCCGCCCCUUUUCUCAGCGCUGCAUGACAGAAUUUCACACACACAAAGCCCAGUGUGACCGUAGCUUCAUCUGAUUCACUUGAUUCAUCUGUUUAAUUGGAUUCACCUGAAUCAUCUCUUCUAAUUCAUUUGACUUAUUUGAAUAAUCAGAUUCAUCUGAUUCACUUGAUUCAUUUGACUAAUUUGAUUCAUCUGAUUCAAUUGAUUCAUCUGGGUAUUUGGAUUAACAUGAUUCAUUUGAUUAAUUUGAUUAAUCUUAUUAAUUCGAUUCAUAUCUUUCAUCUGACUCAUUUGAUGAAUUUAAUUCAUGCGAUUUAUUUGAUUCAUCUGAUGCAUCUGAAAUCUCUCGUCCAUAGUAGCUUGAAAAAAUAAUCAGAAUGUUGAGGUAAAACAGUCACAAUCACCUUUACUUUUCCAUCAGAGGAAACAAAUAUCCAUAACUAGAGUUUUGCAUCCUGCAAUAUCAAACACUAAUGCAGUUUUCCUCUAAAAUCAAACACAUUUUACUGAAUCCUCUGACCGCAGUGAUGCUCGACAACAUUUCAACUUACAGAAAACAUGCUUGAACUGACCAAAUAUGCUUUAUAAACGUCUAUAUUUCUGGUGUGUUUGUUUUUUAGAUGUUGUGUUUGAGGAGAAAACAAGCUUUAUAUCUGAUUUUCUAUAUAUUAUCUGUCUGAUAGAGGAACUUAAGGUGCAAAAGAAGCUGUUCUGUAUUAAAAUGUUUUGCUGGAAUGGCAGAACUGAAAAUAUUGCAAUAUUUCCUGACAAUAUGCAUAAAGAUGUGGAUGAGAUACACUAUCAGGUAUGCAUGCACUCAUUUAAUGUUCUUGUACAAAUACAGUGAUUAUGUUUUCUAAUAUAUAUGCAAAUAAAUCUAAGGAGUUUUGUUUGUAAGUUUAUUCAUGUGAAUUUCUUAAAUAUUUUUGAUUUACAAUUUUUUUUUUCUGUCAUUUAAUAUGUAUUUUUUAAGAUGAUAAAUAAUUAAUUACUUUAUCAAACAUUAUAUUAGGACUGCACGAUGUUGGAAAUAAAAAUAUGUUGCAAUAUUACAUUUUUCUGUGACAUAUUGCAAUAAUGAGUAUCAUUUUACCAGAUGAAAUACUUUAAAUGGCUCAAUAUGGUAAGAAUUCAUCAUUUUAGAUUGAUUGGGAUGAUUUUGUAGGGGGGUGCAUCUGCAUAAAACAUACUAAACCAAUCACGAGGGUUGAUUAAUGCAGUACAGCGGAGAUACAAACUAAAUAAACAGUAUUUUCUGAAUUUCUGGAGGUCGAGCAGUAUACAGUGCAAAAUGUAUAAUCAAAUGUAAAAUGACCCAGUAGUCUUCAUCAUAUUUAUACACAAAUACAACUACAGUUUCUUAAAGUUACAAAACAUUAUAAUUUGUGUGCCUGAAUUGAGGACAGGACGAUAACUGGUUUCUAGUUAUACCACGGUUUGGAAAAGUCAAGGUUUUAAAACCACUAAAAUAGUUUGUUAUACCCUUCCUAAGGU